AUCAAAUGGGAAACGGUUUUAUAGACCAGUUGAGAGAGACGAGCCUAAGGAGUCACACCCGUUCGAAUCUCGCAGAACCUACUCUUCAGUCCCAGUUUUACCUCGAAGAAUCCUUACUUAUCGACCAUGCGAGAAAUCGUGCACAUCCAAGCGGGCCAAUGCGGCAAUCAGAUCGGCGCCAAAUUUUGGGAGAUCAUCUCCGACGAGCACGGCGUGGACCCCACGGGCACCUACCAGGGCGAUUCCGAUUUGCAAUUGGAGCGCAUCAACGUGUACUACAAUGAAGCUUCCGGCGGCAAAUACGUGCCCAGAGCCGUGUUGGUGGACUUGGAGCCCGGCACCAUGGACUCUGUGCGGUCCGGACCUUACGGCCAGAUCUUCCGUCCCGACAAUUUCGUCUUCGGCCAGUCAGGAGCCGGCAACAAUUGGGCCAAGGGCCAUUACACAGAAGGUGCUGAGCUUGUCGAUGCCGUUGUGGACGUGGUUCGCAAAGAGGCCGAAUCUGCCGAUUGCAUUCAGGGAUUCCAGUUGACCCAUUCAUUGGGUGGUGGAACCGGAUCGGGUUUGGGCACACUGCUCAUCUCGAAGAUCCGCGAAGAGUACCCCGAUCGCAUCAUGAACACCUACUCCGUUGUUCCUUCCCCCAAGGUGUCUGACACCGUGGUGGAACCCUACAAUGCCACCCUUUCCGUACAUCAGCUCGUCGAGAAUACCGACGAGACCUUUUGUAUCGAUAACGAGGCUCUGUACGACAUCUGCUUCCGCACAUUGAAGCUCACCACCCCCACCUACGGUGACUUGAACCAUCUCGUGUCCCUGACCAUGUCCGGUGUCACCACUUGUCUUCGUUUCCCCGGUCAGUUGAACGCUGAUCUUCGCAAAUUGGCCGUCAACAUGGUGCCUUUCCCUCGUCUGCAUUUCUUCAUGCCCGGUUUCGCUCCUUUGACUUCCCGUGGCAGUCAACAGUAUCGCGCUUUGUCAGUGCCCGAAUUGACCCAACAAAUGUUCGACGCUAAGAACAUGAUGGUCGCUUGCGAUCCUCGCCACGGUCGUUAUCUGACCGUGGCUGCCGUCUUCCGUGGCCGCAUGUCCAUGAAGGAGGUGGACGAACAGAUGUUGAACAUCCAGAACAAGAACAGUUCAUAUUUCGUCGAGUGGAUCCCGAACAACAUCAAGACGGCCGUUUGUGACAUUCCCCCUCGUGGUCUGAAGAUGGCCGCUACCUUUAUCGGUAACUCGACCUCGAUCCAAGAGGUGUUCAAGCGCAUUUCCGAACAAUUUACUGCCAUGUUUCGUCGCAAAGCUUUCUUGCAUUGGUACACUGGCGAGGGCAUGGACGAGAUGGAAUUCACCGAAGCAGAGUCCAACAUGAAUGAUCUGGUCAGCGAAUACCAACAGUACCAGGAGGCCACUGCAGAAGACGAGGGCGAAUUCGAUGAGGAAGAGGAAGACCAAGAAUACGCUUAAAGCGAGUUCUUGUAACAAUGCUUGUCAUUUAACUAACUCUUUCUUCACGUACUAUCUAUCCAAGAAGAAUUAUUAACACGUAUUCUUAGUCUCACCCAGCCAUCCAUCCUCCUCCCCUUAUUGACUUUCGAAGCCGUCAACUGAACCCGUCUAAAUUCUGCUUCAAAUAAAUAUAUUCGAUUUUGAGCCCAA
Messenger RNA from Tigriopus californicus, 1659 nucleotides. RefSeq names its product tubulin beta chain. The coding region runs from base 127 to 1467 and encodes 446 amino acids. Gene Ontology annotation, biological process: microtubule cytoskeleton organization; mitotic cell cycle. Gene Ontology annotation, molecular function: GTPase activity; GTP binding; structural constituent of cytoskeleton. Lineage: Eukaryota; Metazoa; Arthropoda; Copepoda; Harpacticoida; Harpacticidae. Gene Ontology annotation, cellular component: microtubule; cytoplasm. The record is from RefSeq and is a predicted model, not a curated record. The transcript is spliced from 2 exons.